Pyrgilauda ruficollis (rufous-necked snowfinch) is the source of this 7245-nucleotide messenger RNA. It is a transcript of the gene MAPK8IP3, whose product is annotated as mitogen-activated protein kinase 8 interacting protein 3. Bases 34 to 4491 code for a protein of 1485 amino acids. Gene Ontology annotation, biological process: vesicle-mediated transport. Lineage: Eukaryota; Metazoa; Chordata; Aves; Passeriformes; Passeridae. The transcript has 33 exons. The record is from RefSeq and is a predicted model, not a curated record. Gene Ontology annotation, cellular component: cytoplasm. Gene Ontology annotation, molecular function: kinesin binding; signaling receptor complex adaptor activity; JUN kinase binding.
CAGCGCGUGUCCGAGGUGCGGCGCGACCCGGGCAUGCGCUGGCCGCUGCUCGGUGUCCCUGCGCGUGACGCCGCAGCGUGGGGCCCGGAGUGCGCCCCUCGCGCCGUGCGUGGAGCCCCGCUGCGCGGAGCUUUGUCUGCCGCGGGGCUCGGGACCGGCCGCGGGCGGGCUCGCUCCCGGCGCGGCGUCCUGCGCAGGCGGCUCUCCGCCGCCGCCGCUGCCGCCCCUGCCUCCAGCGCCAGAAGCACUGCGGUGCCGCGCCUGCUCUCCGCACGGGCAGACCUCACCCCCGAUCUAGCCGCUCUGGGCGGUGCCGCCGCGCUCCGCCCCGAUCGGUGCCCGCGGACCGUGACGCCGCGUGCGGGGCGGGGCAGGGCAGCGCCCGGUGGCGGCAGCGGCGUCAGCGGAGGUCCGAAGCGGAGGCGAGCAGAGCGGGGCCGAGAGCAGUCGGCCGGCAGGAUGCUGGAGAUCCAGCUAGACGAUGGCGGCGUGGGGGGGUACCCGGGCGAUGAUUAUUGCUCGGGCUCGGUGAUGUCGGAGCGGGUCUCGGGCCUUGCCAACAGCAUUUACCGCGAGUUCGAGCGACUGAUCCACUGCUACGAUGAGGAGGUGGUGAAGGAGCUGAUGCCACUGGUGGUGACGGUGCUGGAGAACCUGGACUCGGUGCUCACCGACAACCAGGAGCACGAGGUGGAGCUGGAGCUGCUGCGGGAGGACAACGAGCAGCUGCUCACGCAGUACGAGCGGGAGAAGGCGCUGCGCAAGCAGGCCGAGGAGAAGUUCAUAGAGUUUGAAGAUGCACUGGAACAGGAGAAGAAAGAACUACAAAUCCAAGUGGAACACCUUGAAUUUCAGACUCGACAGCUGGAGCUGAAGACCAAAAACUAUGCAGACCAGAUUUCUCGACUGGAAGAACGUGAAUCGGAAAUGAAGAAGGAGUAUAAUGCUCUGCAUCAGCGUCACACAGAGAUGAUCCAGACCUAUGUGGAACACAUUGAGCGAUCUAAGAUGCAGCAAGUUGGGGGAAAUAACCAAACUGAGGGCAGUGUACCUGGGAGAAGUCAUCGCCAGUCCUGGAGGAAAAGGAAGGAACGUCCCAACUCCCUGAAUGUCUUCCCUCUCGCUGAUGGCAUGGUACGUGGGCAGAUAGGGGCCAAGAUCGUCCCAACACUGGACCACUGGCACCUGAGUGACCUCGGCCAGCUGCAGUCCAACUCCAGCUACAAGUGCCCCCAGGAUGAAAUGUCUGAAUCUGGGCAGUCCUCAGCAGCUGCCACGCCGAGCACCACGGGAACCAAGUCCAACACUCCCACGUCAUCUGUGCCCUCUGCUGCUGUCACCCCUCUGAAUGAGAGCAUCCAGCCCAUCAGCGAGUACACCAAUGGCACCACCAAGAGCAAUAAGAGGGCACGAGAAAAGCGUAACAGCCGGAACAUGGAAGUCCAGGUCACACAGGAGAUGAGAAAUGUCAGCAUAGGGAUGGGCAGCAGCGAUGAGUGGUCCGAUGUGCAGGACAUCAUUGAUUCUACCCCAGAGCUGGAUAUGUGUCAGGACCCCCGCCUGGAACGCACGGGUAGCAGCCCAACACAGGGGAUUGUGAACAAAGCAUUUGGCAUCAACACAGACUCCCUGUACCAUGAACUUUCCACAGCAGGGUCUGAGGUCAUUGGAGAUGUUGAUGAAGGAGCAGAUCUGCUAGGGGAGUUCUCAGUACGGGAUGAUUUCUUUGGAAUGGGCAAAGAAGUGGGCAAUCUGCUGUUGGAGAACUCUCAGCUGCUGGAGACCAAAAAUGCUUUGAACGUUGUGAAGAAUGAUUUGAUUGCCAAGGUGGACCAGCUGUCUGGGGAGCAGGAGGUGCUGAAGGGAGAACUGGAAGCAACAAAGCAGGCCAAAGCCAAAAUAGAAACCAGAGUCAAGGAGCUGGAGGAGGAGCUAAAGAGAGUGAAAUCUGAAGCAAUCGUUGCCCGACGAGAGCCCAAAGAGGAGGUGGAGGAUGUAAGCAGCUAUCUCUGUACAGAAUUGGACAACAUUCCCAUUGCCCAGCGCCGGCGCUUCACCCGUGUGGAGAUGGCCCGGGUCCUGAUGGAGCGCAACCAGUACAAGGAGAGGCUGAUGGAGCUCCAGGAGGCUGUCAGGUGGACAGAGAUGAUCAGAGCUUCCCGUGAGCACCCAUCCGUGCAGGAGAAGAAGAAAUCCACCAUUUGGCAGUUCUUCAGCCGUCUGUUCAGCUCUUCCUCCAGUCCUCCCCCAGCAAAGAGGACCUACCCCUCUGUGAAUAUCCACUACAAGUCUCCCACCACGGCGGGGUUCAGCCAGCGGCGCAGCCACACCAUGUGUCAGAUCUCCUCCGGCAGCCGCACCCUCGAGUUCUUCCCUGACGAUGACUGCACGUCCUCGGCACGCCGUGAGCAGAAGCGAGAGCAGUACCGGCAGGUCCGGGAGCAUGUGCGGAACGAUGAUGGGCGGUUGCAGGCCUGUGGCUGGAGCCUCCCAGCCAAGUACAAGCAGCUGAGUCCCAAUGGUGGUCAGGAAGACACUCGCAUGAAAAAUGUCCCUGUGCCUGUAUAUUGUCGCCCACUUGUAGAGAAGGAUCCAACUAUGAAGCUGUGGUGUGCAGCUGGAGUAAAUCUGUCAGGAUGGAGACCUUUGGAACAGGAGCCUGGGAAUGGGCUGAAGCUAGAUCCUGGGCAUGAUCCUCUCACUUGUGACAGGGAAGUGGAAGGCGAGAACAACAAAAGUAACCAUACAUCUCCUGAGAAAAAAAAGGCAAAGGAGCUCCAUGAGAUGGAUGCCACAUCCAGCCGUGUCUGGAUCCUCACUAGCACGCUGUCAACCAGUAAAGUCGUGAUAAUUGAUGCCAACCAGCCUGGCACAGUGGUGGACCAAUUCACUGUCUGCAACGCUCAUGUGCUCUGCAUCUCCAGCAUUCCUGCGGCCAGUGAGAGUGACUAUCCCCCAGGCGAGAUCUUCCUGGAGGGGGAUAUGAACCCCGAAGAGUCAGCUGGAGCAGAUGGUGUCUUGGCAGGGAUCACGCUGGUGGGCUGUGCAACCCGCUGCAAUGUGCCACGAAGCAACUGUUCCUCGCGUGGGGACACACCUGUUCUGGACAAGGGACAGAGUGAGGUGGCUCCUGUCUGCAAUGGAAAGAUCAACCAAUCUCAGUCUACUGAGGAGGCAACAGAGGCUACAGAGGUACCGGAAAGCAGUGCCAGCGAGGCAGAGCUGACACAGGCCCGGCCUGGGCCCCUCACCGAGCAUGUGUUCACAGACCCUAUCCCAGCCCAGGCACCCAGGCAGAAUGGGGAGAAUGGGCAACUGAAGAUGGAGCCCAGCACAACACUGCCAGAUCAGGAGUCAACCAGGGAUGCUGGGACCUGCACCAGUGCCGCCCCCACCAUGUGGCUGGGAGCUCAGAACGGCUGGCUUUACGUGCACUCGGCUGUGUCCAACUGGAAGAAGUGUCUGCACUCAAUAAAGCUGAAGGACUCUGUGCUGAGCCUGGUGCAUGUGAAAGGGAGGGUCCUGGUUGCUCUGGCAGAUGGAACACUAGCCAUAUUCCAUCGGGGAGAAGAUGGUCAGUGGGAUCUCAGUAAUUACCACCUGAUGGAUCUUGGCCACACUCACCACUCCAUCCGUUGCAUGGCUGUGGUCUAUGAUAGAGUCUGGUGUGGCUACAAGAACAAAAUCCAUGUUAUCCAGCCGAAGACAAUGCAGAUUGAGAAAUCCUUUGAUGCCCAUCCUCGUCGGGAGAGCCAGGUGCGACAGCUGGCAUGGAUUGGAGAUGGCGUGUGGGUUUCCAUCCGCCUGGACUCCACACUGAGGCUCUACCAUGCUCACAGCCAUCAGCAUCUGCAGGAUGUCGACAUUGAGCCUUACGUCAGCAAGAUGCUAGGCACUGGAAAGCUGGGCUUCUCCUUUGUGCGGAUCACAGCCUUACUCAUUGCUGGCAACCGCCUUUGGGUGGGCACUGGGAACGGUGUUGUCAUCUCCAUUCCCCUGACUGAGACUGUAGUCCUCCACCGCGGCCAACUCCUUGGGCUCCGGGCCAACAAAACUUCACCAACCUCUGGAGAGGGCAGUCGCUCUGGUGGGGUCAUCCACGUGUAUGGUGAUGACAACAGUGACAAAUCUGCCAGCAGCUUCAUUCCCUACUGCUCAAUGGCUCAGGCACAACUCUGCUUCCAUGGCCACCGUGAUGCUGUCAAGUUUUUCGUCUCUGUGCCAGGCAAUGUCCUUGCGACCCUCAAUGGGAGUGUGUUGGACAGCCCUUCGGAGAACCCCAGCACAGCAGCCACUGAGACGGAGGGUCAGAAGCUAAAGAACGUUCUGGUGCUGAGUGGAGGAGAAGGGUAUAUCGAUUUCCGGAUUGGGGAUGGGGAAGAUGAUGAGACAGAAGAGAAUGCGGGAGAUGCCACCCAGGUGAAGCCAGUACUUUCCAAGGCUGAACGGAGCCACAUUAUUGUGUGGCAGGUAUCAUACAUCCCCGAGUGAGAAUUCCUCUUUUCCCACAAUGUAAGUGUCCCUCCUCCCACCUGAAUGCCAUGAUGUACAUACAGAACGCCUGCAUUAUAACUCCUGCUGGAAACUGACCCUGGACAACUGCAACGGUUCCUGCCUUGGACUGUGACCCCCUUGAACCUCUGAACUCGCAGCUUUCAACUCGGGCCCGUAUGCUUUUGGCGUGGUUAGGUUCUUGUUCUGCUCUGGAGCUGGCAUCUAAAAGGAGAGAAAUGGCAGUACACCGUGGAGGGAGCUUGGAGCCAGGACUGUGGGAAACCUUUGCCCAGUGUCAGGAGGGGCAGCUGGAGGGGCGUGGCUCAGGUUCUUGGGCAGGUUGCCUCACUCCCACCUGCAUGAGAAAGAAGUGUGUCCCCAGGUAUUCCCUACCAAAGCAGUGAUGGUGAAUCACUUCUGCAGAACCCCAGCAGAAAUCCUUCCAGUUCACCAGUAGACUCUUCAUCUUAUCCUUAUUCACCCUUAAGCACAGAAUAACAUCCUCUGGACUUAGAGCAACCAAGGGUCCAAGGAAGCCUCCAAAGAGCAUCAUGGUUUCAGCAGCACUUCAGCUGAGGCUGGAGAAGGCAGCAGCACCUUUAAUGUGGGGAUCACAUCCUCCAUCUUUGCAGGGGGAAAGUCCCUUCCUCUGCUGCUGCUAUUGCCUCAGCAGUCAUGUACUGGGUGCCUGCCUGUGUGUGCCAAGAGAAUUGUUUGGUGAGCUCAGAUGGAAGAUAGGUGUUUGAUUGUCAAGGCCAAACAGCCAUAGUAGCAAAAGGGUAACAGAGUGUUGCUUUUUAAAGAAAAGGCAAGGCUUUUAACUCUCCCUUCCAAAAAAGCCAUACAGAAAAGAAUUCCUGAGUUCAUUCUGAAAGGUUCAUGUGGUGGUUAUCUCUGCAUUGCAUUUGGUGGCUUUUAAAAGACAGAUGAGGACAGAUGGUGUUGAUCUGCUGUGAGUUCAGCAUUAACACAUUGAGAUUGCCUCAUCUCAAGGCUGUGUCUACUUUUUAGGACAUGCUGGAAGGAGAUCUCUUUUCACAGAGACUUGGAAAACAGAGACUUGGCGGUUGGUUAGGACAAGUGCAGUCAAGGCUAUGUCUCACCUGAUGUCACACACAAAAAGAAUUGAGGCUAGAUUCCUGACAUCUUUUACUUAAUAUCACAAGCACUGACUAUGCUAGUAAGAGGUUUGAAAAGCUGGAAAUUUCUGACUCCUGGAAAAAAAUGACAGCUCCCAAGAAAAGUGGUGAUAGCCCUUUCUGUCUAUGCAAUGCUGAGUGAUUGCAAAUACGAAUCCUGCUUACAAAAGAAGCAGCAAAAAUUGGGGCCAGGGAGAGUGGUUUUGAACUCAAGAUGCAAAAUAUGAAAGUUCCAGGUGUAGAGGCAAUGGUGUGCUCUCCCUUUCUGACACUGUCCCACAAGGACAAAUUCUGUGUCCCUUGAAACAUUCUUUUCUGCGUGUGCAGGAGUAGGGCAAGUUGUAUUUGUUAGUGAUGAAUUUGGAAGCUACUGGUAAUCCUCUUGUUUUUUUUGCCUGACCUGUACAGCACUCCAGGGUUCACAGAGUUGUCCUUGUGACAGUAUGGGGCCAUGACAACUGGGCAAGCCUCCAUCUCCUGGAAAGCUCCCUGCUGUGUCCUGUGCUUGCUGCCAUAGACCAGGCUUGCAGAUCCCAGUGUCCUGCAGGGAUGCCAUAUUCCCUGGGGAUGCGCUAACAUGUGGCAUCUCUCUUGACACAGCAGCACCUAAACAAUUUUUGUAUCCACAGUUCAGGCAAGGUUGUGGCAUACAUUUUCCCUGCAAGAAGGCAAGAGACAUCGCUGGUGAACAGAGGUCUCAGCCAGCCACAGUGGUGCCCAUGCUGCGUGUGAGCAGCGCUGGUGACAUGCACCCAUCACACCACUCCUCCCCAAGGCAGGAAUCCAGACGGAGGGCAUCUUCCAGCCAUAUGCAUACUGGACUCUGUGACGGGCAUGAGGCUAAGGGACACAUGGAGCCACCACCUGCAUGGUGGGGGACCUUUCACCAGAGACAUUUUGCUGGGGCACUGCUGACCAUGCCAGGCUUCUCAUUCACUUUUGCCAUAUGCUUUCUGCUAGGAAGACCUCUUUGGAUCCCAACACAGAGUGCUUUGAAGUAAACAAUAUAACAUUUAGAGCACAGAUUCCACUGUUAUGUAAUAGUUCAUCAGUUAGGGCCAGGCAAAUUUCAGAAUCUGGGCUAGUUGAAGGGAAAAAGAAGCCCUGGUAGGGUUCAGUUCCUUAACUCUGUCAAUUCUUUUAUAGGAAAGUCAGAAUUGCAACACUUGUACCACCAACUGUUCUAUAUCUGGUAUGAGCAAUUGAAGGGACAGCACUUGAUCUCCUGUCACCCACUGGGCCCUAACAACACAUGGGAAUCUCCCAUCAGAUUCCUUUCCAAGAGAAGCACAUGGCCCAGGGGCAGCUGCAGGGGGGAGACCCAGCCUCUGCUGAUAGCUCCUGUGUCCUUGGGUUGCUGCUGGGCAUCAAGGUGAGAACUAACUGGCUUCAGUACGCUUCUCUGUCAUAUCUCCACUGUGAUGUAUGUAAAGUAUCUUGUAUGUUACAAAAUGAUUUUUAAAAGUGUCUUAAGGCCUGUAAACUCCGCUGUUUGGUCUGAAGAUGGCAUUCUGUAAAGAGCCUGCUGUAUGAAUAUGUUCCCGUGCUUUGUCCCCUAUGCUGUCAACAACAAACCGUAUCUGUUCUGUAUGUAAUAAACAUGUUAACAUCA